This is a messenger RNA of Heterobasidion irregulare TC 32-1, 2392 nucleotides long. RefSeq lists its product as uncharacterized. NCBI's taxonomy places the organism in Eukaryota, Fungi, Basidiomycota, Agaricomycetes, Russulales, Bondarzewiaceae. The record is from RefSeq and is a predicted model, not a curated record. The transcript is spliced from 9 exons. The coding region runs from base 51 to 2300 and encodes 749 amino acids.
CCACCGCCCAUCGUCGCCUCGUAGCUUGCUCUCUCUCGUCCUCAUUCGCGAUGGCUCCUCGCAACGUUGUUACUAAACAGAUCCACCAGAAUGCUGUCGACGAAUUCCAUCCCAUCAUCACAGUCCAUUCCAUUCAUGAAUCCGACGUCAAUUCCGAAGACAUCGAAUUUCUGCUGCGCGUCGGCGCAGGGAACUCUCCUCGUUCUGUUGGGAUCGCGCCCGCGUUCUCGAAAAGCGGUGGCCUCCUUGCUAUCGCUCUCAGCGUCGAUCACCUCAUCCUUAUCGUCCAUUUCUACAGCCCGAAACCCGAGAACGGAUCGCGCUCGGCGCGUGAUCUGACUGGCAGGGGUCUGAUCGAGAGCGACAUCCUCUGCAGCGAUAAGCUUCACAUCUAUGCCUUUGACUUAGGUCCCAUUGCUCUACUCCUCCAUCGGAACCACCAACUCCAUCUUACGAAUGGGGUGGACAUCCAGUCCGCUUUUCCCAUUCUAUCCCAGAGUCCUCUCGGGGCGGUCAAGUUCGCGGUGGGUGAUCUAGUCCCCGUGAAUUCUGAGAACAUAUCUAUUUUCUUCGAAGAAAUGAUCUGGGACCCCAAACAGCUUACCGAUCUGGCUCAGAGAGCAUGGCUCGCUUCCUAUGUUGCUCGGUUAGAUUCUGUGCAGGAUUUCUUCUAUAAAGCACCGAAAAUUGACACAAAAAAAUUCAAUGAACAACAACUUGCUUUUAUGUCGAAGGUUGCUUCUGAUUCUCAGCAGCUCAACAGCAAGGCUGCCACUUCUGUUACCCAUGAUUCCACCGCAGAGUGGGACAGGAAGAAGAAGAAGCUUCAGGUCAAAUCCGAACGUUUCCAGUCUCGUGUGAUGAAUGGUGAUCAGUACAAGAUGCUUCCGGAGGCAACUAUGCCAUUUAUGGACAAGCUUCCAGAGUCUCAGGCCGUCAGGCCACUCUUCAAACUGAAGGGUAUUCAGCCUCUUUCUGAUAAUCCUUGGUUGCAGUUAAUCUGGGAUAUGUCUGAGAAUGUGGUCUGGCCAGAAUCCUAUCUCACACCUCUUCCUGUGUCUGCUGAGAUCCCUAUUUCUCUUGAUCCUGAUCGGCCUAUGAAUUCUUCACAGAUUGUUGCAGUAAAGGAUAUGCUUACUCCCUUUCCCAUCAUACCUAUCACCUUGAUCCAAGGGCCUCCUGGUACAGGGAAGACAACUGUCAUUGCUACUUAUGUCUUAUCUGCCAUUGCAGCUGGGCAAAAGGGUAUCUGGCUAGUUGCUCAGUCUAAUGUAGCUGUCAAAAAUAUUGCUGAAAAGCUGGCUGCUGUCGGGUUUUUUAAUUGGAGACUUAUAGUCUCUAAGGACUUUCAUUUUGACUGGCAUGAACAUCUUUAUAAGCAGAUUUCUCGCAACCUUAUUCCAUCUUCUGAUUUCCCUCGAGGACCCACUCAACUAGGCAAAACCUUGGAUGGCUCACAAGUUCUUCUCUGCACACUUUCCAUGCUUUCCAAUUCUCGUCUAAGAGAUGUUGGCUUUAUUAGAGCAGUACCUCUAACUACCCUUAUUAUUGAUGAGGCUAGUCAGAUUGAGAUUGGAGAUUAUGUUUCUAUCUUUACAUCUUUUGACACAAUCCGUAAGGUUUGCUUUAUUGGGGAUGAUAAGCAAUUACCUCCCUAUGGACAAGAGGAAAUUCAAAAUCUGCAAAGUAUCUUUGAGAAACCUCACCUACAGAGAAAUUUCUUGGAUACUCAGUAUCGGAUGCCUCCUCAGAUUGGAAGCUUCAUCUCUCAAGAAGUUUAUGACAAUAAACUUGACUCAAAUCCUCUCCAUCCAGUUAAAUCAUCCACAAUUGCUUGUCAAUUUAUUGAUGUCGAAGACGGGUUUGAACAACACGACGGCACAAGUUGGAAGAAUCUUAAAGAGAUAGAGGCCAUCAUGCUUCUUGCUCAGCGCCUUCAAGACGAGGGAAGAAAUUUUCGUAUUAUUACCCCAUACGAUGCCCAGCGGAGCCUUAUCGAGAGUGCUCUAAAAGAGCAAGGACUUCAGUGGGCAGACAAAUGCUUCAAUGUCGACUCAUUCCAAGGAAACGAAGAGGACUACAUUAUUAUCUCAGUCGUGCGCUCGAAGGAUCUUGGAUUCCUCUCAAACCUCCGGCGCACGAAUGUGAUGCUCACGCGAUGCAAGCGAGGCAUGUACAUUGCCUCGAGCAAGAAGUUUUUGGACGGGAAGGGCGCAAGCUCCCUUGUAGGAAAGAUGGCGGCGCACUUCGGUGAGAGUGCCUGGAUAUCCUGGAGGGACCUUGUCGGAGGGAACUUCUGAUGAGGUGGAACAUAAGACCAGAGGCGCAAUGCGCGCGCGCGAAACGAAUGUAGAGUUCUAUAGUAUGCUCUAUGCAAAUCUAUUUAGCUCAC